UUAAUGAGCUUGAGGCCUCCAGUCCGAUGUCCGAUCAGUUGACGAUCGACGGUCACCUGGUCAAGAUGUCCUCCAAUGCGUUGGCCUGCAUCUGCAAUGUCAUAAAUCCCUGCCGUAACGAGGUGUCCACCACCUUUGUGGUGGUGCAGUGGCUCAUCACCGGAUUCGCGGCCCUAGCCCAGGUGGUGCGACCCGUGCUCUUGCUUUUUGGCAUACGUGGCGAGGUGGCUCUGAAUCAGGAGGAUUACAACAAGACCUGGAUUUAUAUGCCCAAUGGGGAGGGAAAGCCGGAAGUGGCCUACUUGGUGGAGCCUCCUCCAGAGAAUCGUAUUAAUUUGCCGCAACUUAUCAAGUUUGAACUUUAUGGAAGUGAGUCCAGUUCCAGUGCCGACUUCUGGAUAGACGACAAUAAUUUCGAGUUCCCGCAACGCCACAAACGCGACACCUGGCAGGAAAUGGCCGAGAAGUUUAAUCCCGAUCUGGACACUAAAAUCCUUGUUCAUGGCUGGAAGUCCAGCACCAUGAGUAAUUCCAUUCAAUCGAUUCGAGGAGCCUACAUAGAACGGGGUCAGGUGAAUGUAUUCGCCAUCAAUUGGAAGGAUCAGGCGGAUAAUAUUUAUUACCUGACCCCAGCACGAUAUACUGUCCAAGUGGGCAGGGCAGUGGCCAAGCUGAUAGAUCUUCUGGUUGAGGAAAAGGAUGCAGAUCCACAGAGAAUACAUCUAAUAGGUCAUAGUUUAGGUGCCCAUAUAAUGGGUUAUGCUGGCUCUUAUACAAAAUACAGAGUUAAUCGCAUAACUGGCUUGGAUCCGGCACGUCCCGCUUUCGAAGAUUGCAUUGGGCCCGAGAACCAUUUGGACGAUACGGAUGCCAACUUUGUGGAUGUCAUUCAUAGUUGUGCCGGAUAUUUGGGUUUCCGCAAACCGAUUGGAAUGGUUGAUUUCUAUCCAAAUGGAGGUGGACCACCACAACCAGGAUGCAAAGAGUUAUCUCAGAUUUUUACUGGCUGCAGUCAUGGACGAUCCUAUGAAUAUUAUGCGGAAUCUAUCAACUCGCCAAAAGGAUUUUACGGUGUUCCCUGUACAGGACUUGAUGAACUCAAGGGUAAAAACUGUACUGGCGGAAAGAUCCUUAUGGGUGAUCCUGUUCCUCGGGAUGCUAGGGGUAUUUUCUUUGUUAAAACGGCCAACAAACCAACCUAUGCCCUGGGAAUCGAUGAAAUUCUGAGUAACUGAACUAUUAUCUCGUUU
Messenger RNA from Drosophila bipectinata, 1250 nucleotides. RefSeq names its product inactive pancreatic lipase-related protein 1. The record is from RefSeq and is a predicted model, not a curated record. Lineage: Eukaryota; Metazoa; Arthropoda; Insecta; Diptera; Drosophilidae. Gene Ontology annotation, biological process: lipid catabolic process. Gene Ontology annotation, molecular function: lipase activity.